UUGUACAACCUUGCCCAGGAAGAAACACCAGUGGGUGCCUCACACCACAGCAGUGCUCAAAGAAAUUGCAGGAGCCGGGCACUCAGGCCAGCAUGGUGGAGUUUGCACCCCUGUCCGUGCCGUGGGAGCGCAGGCUGCAGACCUUUGCAGUGCUACAGUGGGUCUUCUCCUUCCUGGCUUUGGCCCAGAUCUGCAUCGUGGGCUUCAUAGGCCUCCUGUUCACAAGAUUCUGGCUCCUUGCUGUUCUGUAUGCGGCCUGGUGGUACCUGGACUGGGACACACCGUGGCAGGGGGGCAGGCGUGUCCAGGCCUUCAGGUGCUGGACCAUAUGGAAGUACAUGAGGGACUAUUUCCCUGUCUCGCUGGUCAAGACCGCUGAGCUGGACCCCUCCCGGAACUACAUUGCGGGCUUUCACCCGCACGGGGUGCUGGCGGCCGGAGCCUUUGUUAACCUGUGCACGGAGAGCACCGGCUUCUCUCAGCUCUUCCCGGGGAUCCGCCCCCAUCUGAUGAUGCUGACCCUGUGGUUCCGGGUGCCCUUCUUCAGGGAUUACAUUAUGACCUCGGGCCUGGUCUCAUCAGAAAAGGAGAGUGCUGCUCAUAUUCUGAGCAGGAAGGGCGGCGGGAACUUGCUGGGCAUCAUUACAGGGGGUGCCCAGGAGGCACUAGAUGCCAGGCCCGGAGCCUUCACGUUGUUGCUGCGGAACCGCAAGGGCUUCAUCAGGCUCGCUCUGACACACGGAGUGCCCCUGGUGCCGAUCUUCUCCUUUGGGGAUAAUGACCUGUUUGACCAGGUUGAGAACUCUUCUGGCUCCUGGUUGCGCUGUGUCCAGAACCGGCUACAGAAGAUCAUGGGCAUUUCCCUCCCACUCUUCCAUGGCCGUGGCAUCUUCCAGUACAGCUUUGGUCUCAUGCCCUAUCGCCGGCCCAUCACCACUGUGGUGGGGAAGCCUAUUGAGGUGAAGAAGACACUGCAGCCCUCAGAGGAGGAGGUGAGUCAGCUGCACCAGCGCUAUAUCAAGGAGCUGUGCAACCUCUUUGAGGCCCACAAGCUCAAGUUCAACAUCCCUGCUGACCAACACUUGGAAUUCUGCUGAGCACCUCAACAAGAGGAAGGGCUGCACCAGAGGGCAGGGCUGGCUUUAGAGAGCCCAGCAGGAGGUGCUGUGAUCUGAGAAGGCUUUCUGGAAGUGUCUGUUGAAUACAUCUUCAGAGUCUCCCCAAACUCCUGCAAUUCCAACCCAUGUCAGGCCACCAGUCACAGCUGGCAAGGCGGAAGAGGAGAUAAGAUUCUGGCAUCUACGAUUUGUAAACACUGCUGCAACAUCUCUGCAAGUCUCCUGCUCCUUGGCCUCUGUGUGCCCAUCAGUGAAAGAGGGCAGAGAGCUAGAAGAGAUUGAUUUCUAAGAUCUCUGUCCUCUGUUAUAAUGUCACUCAAACACUCUAAAAGAAAAUGUAGGUAAAAGAGAUAAGUAAGGUUUCUCUUCCUCUAACCUUGACAGUACAAAAGAAGCCACCAGCUCCAGCCCUUUCUGCUACAAGCCCUCUCGUCCUGUGCCCUGCAUGUCCCAACUCCUGCUGGAGAGGAGGGGUAGCCAGUGAGGCCCUCGUACCCACGCUAGCAACCUUCAAGUUUCUGGGUCCU
Nycticebus coucang (slow loris) is the source of this 1645-nucleotide messenger RNA. It is a transcript of the gene MOGAT2, whose product is annotated as monoacylglycerol O-acyltransferase 2. Lineage: Eukaryota; Metazoa; Chordata; Mammalia; Primates; Lorisidae. Bases 93 to 1097 code for a protein of 334 amino acids. The record is from RefSeq and is a predicted model, not a curated record. Gene Ontology annotation, cellular component: endoplasmic reticulum membrane. The transcript has 6 exons. Gene Ontology annotation, molecular function: 2-acylglycerol O-acyltransferase activity; diacylglycerol O-acyltransferase activity. Gene Ontology annotation, biological process: diacylglycerol biosynthetic process; triglyceride biosynthetic process.